Molecule: messenger RNA, 468 nt
Organism: Prorocentrum cordatum
Lineage: Eukaryota; Dinophyceae; Prorocentrales; Prorocentraceae
Source: the annotation of a GenBank genome assembly
AUGCGGGAUGCGCAGCUGCAGCCCGGCGUCAUCAGCUACAACGCUGCGACCAGUGCUUGCAAGAAGGGCGAACAGUGGCAGCUUGCGUUGGUGCUGCUCACCGAGAUUUGGAAGGCGAAGCUGGAGCCCAACGUCAUCAGCUACAGUGCUGGGAUAAGUGCGUGCGAGAAGGGCGAGCAGUGGCAGCGGGCUUUGGCACUUCUCAGCGAGAUGCGGGAUGCGAGUAUGGAGCCGGACGUCAUCAGCUACAUCUCUGCGACCAGUGCUUGCAAGAAGUGCGAACAGUGGCAGCGGGCUUUGGCGCUGUUUCUCGAGAUGCGGCAGGCGAAACUGGAGCCCGACGUCAUCAGCUACACCGCUGGGAUCAGCGCGUGUGAAAUGGGCGAGCAGUGGCAGCGCGCGCUGGCGCUGCUCAGCGAGAUGCGGGAAGCAAUGCUGGAGACCGACUCAGCUACAGCGCUGGGAUAA